GGAAGAUGUUUUUCCACUUCAUACUCGGUCUAUUGGCGACCAAUCUCUUAACGCCAAUAUAUGGACUUCACUGCGGAAAGCUGCUGGAAAACCAGCUGUACAGCCGGAACGAGAUCACCGCUCCGGAUGAGUACCCCUGGAUUGGUCGAGUGGGCUAUGUCACGGAGAACGGAACCUCGUUUCCUUGCUUUUCGGUGCUGAUCCACCAGCGCUAUGCCAUCCUGACCGCCUUCUGUGCCCUGUCUAACGCCGAGUUCGAUGAAUCGUUCAUUCUGUUUGGGAAUUGGCGCGAAAACGAGAGCUUCGAAGUGCGUGAUUGUCGUCGCGAAGGGAACAUCUUCCAGUGUGCUGCCGCGCCGCAAAAGGUGGAUAUCAGUGAGCUGGUGGUGCAUCCGGAGUACAAAAACGACAUCAAGCACAACAUUGCAUUGGCCAAGUUGGGGCGGGAUGUGGAGUUUACGGACUAUGUGCAGCCCAUAUGCUUGCCACCCGUCCCAGAAAACGAUGGCAGCCACAUCGCCCAGAGGCUGGAGAUCGCGGGAUUCAGACGACCUUUGUGGGAGGGUCAGAAGGCGGAUGAGGAGGGCGAGUGGCGCAGGAAGGUGCAUGUGUUCAUGGCAAGUAGGGAGUUCUGCAAAUCGGUCGCCUACCCCGACUGGCAAAAUCUGUCGCGGAAUCAUCUUUGUGCUUUGGGCGAGGAGGAAAAAACCCUUUACUUUGGAUCGCCGCUGAUGGGAAUCGAAGUCGUGGAUGAAAAGCCAAGGAACUUCUACCUUGUCGGCAUACCAAUCUCAUACAUGUUACUUAAUUCACCGAAAAACCUGACUAUGCAAAUAUUUACCCGCAUUUCACCAUACAAGAAAUGGAUUUUAAAAAAUAUUGCUGUGAUCUGACGUCCUUUUAAAUCGCGGAUCGAUGUUAUGUUUAAGAUAAGUUAAAUCUUUUCAGGUAAUCGAAAAAAGUAGCAAAAGUAACUCUUCAUGAAUUUAAGGUUUGUAUUUAUUUUUAAAAUAACCUUGCGCAUAAAUUGCUUAACAAAGCGUUUUCAAAUUGGGUUUAAUUUAUAGAUAUAUUUAAACAUUUGGUGUUUGCAGAAUUAACAGAUUUCUUUACUUGUUAAAUUAUUUGUCAGCUCAUAAUCAAACAUAGAUUAUAAGAUAUAAAUAUUUAUAAUAUAAAUAAAACAAUGAUGCUAUUAUUAAAGCAAUUAAGCAAGUGUAAGUAUGGUGGCGGACUUUAUAAUUUAA
This is a messenger RNA of Drosophila elegans, 1247 nucleotides long. RefSeq names its product phenoloxidase-activating factor 1-like. Gene Ontology annotation, molecular function: serine-type endopeptidase activity. NCBI's taxonomy places the organism in Eukaryota, Metazoa, Arthropoda, Insecta, Diptera, Drosophilidae. The coding region runs from base 6 to 893 and encodes 295 amino acids. The transcript is spliced from 2 exons. Gene Ontology annotation, biological process: proteolysis. The record is from RefSeq and is a predicted model, not a curated record.